AUGAGUGUGAAUAUGAUUCAUUUAAAGAUGAAAUUUGUUGUACCAAAAAGUUAUGAUUCAAGAUGUAAGGAUAUAAAAUGUCAACCAGGAUUUGAAUGUAAAUAUGAUCCUGUCAAAGAUGAAAUGUGUUGUGUACCAAUCAACAAUUGUGAUGAUGUUAGAUGCCCACCAGAUUUUGAAUGUGAAUAA
Messenger RNA from Dictyostelium discoideum AX4, 189 nucleotides. RefSeq lists its product as hypothetical. The record is from RefSeq and is a predicted model, not a curated record. The transcript has a single exon. The coding region runs from base 1 to 189 and encodes 62 amino acids. NCBI's taxonomy places the organism in Eukaryota, Evosea, Eumycetozoa, Dictyosteliales, Dictyosteliaceae.